AUGCAGAAAGCGACAACUCGCAAAGGCGACGAUCGCUCUCAAGGGCGGCGUUCAUACAUGGUCGGCGUUCACGAAGUGCUCGAAGUGCUUUUGGAUUUGCCCGAAGGGCAUCCCUUCAGGAAGCCGCUUACCGACGAGCUGACAAAUAUACAAUCAUUACGCGAGAAGAUCCUUGCCAUGGACCCGGACGUCGACGAAGAAAAAUACGGUCGUGAUGCAUACCGACUAACACUCGUUGGCCAGCUGAUGCGCGAUUGCAUCGAUAUGGGUUUCCUGGGACUGGAUGUGGGCUUAUUGGACGGAUCCGACCUUCACUUCGAUCCGUCGGCUGCGGUUGACUCAAUACCCCGAGAUCGUCCGAAGGCAUUAUUCGAACCAACAAGGUCCCUAACCGAAUCUACCAACCAGCCCACACUCGCAUCUUCCGCGGUUGACCCUCAUUCAACUUCAAGCGCAGGUGACACGCGUCCCUCCUCAGACAGUCAGUCAUAUACCCCCGAGACUGCAGCCUUCCGUCCGCCGCUCCGUCGCGUAACAGCGCGCCCGCUGUCCUCACAUCCUGAACCGCGCACACCCGCACGUCGGCAGCAGGAAUCUGGAAACCCGAUUGCUUGCCCCAACUCAGAAUCGGCGUUGAAUGCCCAGCGAAGGCAGACACUCGCUGAUCCCGGGCAUGUUCAUGUCACAAUGAACGGAGAUGAGUUCCAGGGUGGCUUCAUUCCAUACGUCCUUGCUGACAGACAACCUUACGCGUGGCCCCAGCAUGCAUACGAGCGGCAACCCAUGCUACGCACUUGGCGAGACGAGGAUGGCUACCUGAAUUUUGUCGUCGUGGAGUCGGACUCUUCGUCCGCAGCCGCCGGUCGCAUUCCCCGUAGCCUGUUCGACACCCAAAACAGCGAGCAGUUUCUUGAGUUCGCUCAUGCGAAUACCCCGCGACCUUAUCGCCCAAGUGGGCCUGGACCAGAGCAUCCGCGAAACCGACAGAAUGCCCCCAACCGCCCGAUGACGCUCGCUGAGCCUGUAGUGCACAAUGCCCCUGGGUCGUGUAGCACGACGACACUCCCUCCUGCAGGCAGCUUGUUGUUUGAGAUUCCACCUUCUCACAAUACCUCCGCCCAGCCUUGGGCAUAUGUUGAAACUUAUUAGAAGACAUGUUCCACUAUUGUAGGGAUUGUUCGCCCGUUCAUUCUCCGCAUGUAUACC
Messenger RNA from Punctularia strigosozonata HHB-11173 SS5, 1206 nucleotides. RefSeq lists its product as uncharacterized. The coding region runs from base 1 to 1149 and encodes 382 amino acids. NCBI's taxonomy places the organism in Eukaryota, Fungi, Basidiomycota, Agaricomycetes, Corticiales, Punctulariaceae. The transcript is spliced from 5 exons. The record is from RefSeq and is a predicted model, not a curated record.